GGCCGCCGCCGUUGGUGGUCGAAAGAGCAGGACGGUUUCAGGAAACCGUCGUCGCGACGUCACGACGGCGAGAACGCUCGCUACCUCGCUUAUCGAAGGGUGUCACGCGGAAAGAGAAUUAAAAUUCAAUCAGUUCAAGCAUAAUGGCAUCGCAAUGCUGGUUGCUGCCGCUGCUGAUCUUGGGAACCAGCGCGAUCGCGCUGGUUCCCGCAGCUCGCCAGUCCAAUCAGGAGUCCCUCAGGAGUGCCCUGGACGCCGUCGCGCGGAAACAGAGGUUCCUGGAUGAAACGGAGACGCCGGAAUACUACAACGAGCUGCACUCGUUCAAGUAUCACGGUGGCGAUGCCGACCGCAAGUUCGACCGCGACUUCGACGAGGAUGACGAGGAGUUCCUGAACGAGGAUAACGGACAGCCGGAAACGAUGGGGGAGGACAUUCAGGGCCUGAACAACAAGUUGUUCGAGAGGGCACUACACGAUUACCUGGAAGACCUACCCCAGCAGGAGGAGCCAGUAGCGUCGAUCUUCCGCGAGCGCGAGCUCCAGCGAAGCUCCAGCCGCAAACGAGGCGGUGCCGGUGAUCGAUCGAACCUGGACGACAAGGAUCUGGCGAGAUUGUUCGUGGAGGAAUUGCAGGACAGUUCUCCGUACUCGGACCGUUCUCGUCUGCUCGAAGAGAUGGACGACGAUGAUUAUUUAACCGCUUUACAAACACUUUAUGACAGAUACAGAGCUGGUAGAGGGAACAAAGUAUAUGAAACGGCAGGACCAAUGUCUUGGGGCGAGCUGCUUAGCAAGAGCUUGCCGCCGAGGGGCCAGACAAAGGGUGGCAACGAAGAAUUUAUGCACCACGAUCAGCAGAACCUUCUGUACCCAUCGCUGGCGCAACGCAGGAACGUAAAUGGUCGAUAUCCUAUCGGUCGCGAGCUUGGCAGUUAUCGCGGACUGGCGAAGCGCUAUUUGGUCGCUAAGAGAAGCCCCACCCAAACUAAGUUGAAGACCACGGAUCCUAAGGUUGCCCAAGACCUGGGAGCUCUUUUUGGCACGCAAUCCACGGAUAUACAUAAUCAUACUCACAAAUCGGAUCAUGAACACGAUCACAAACAUGACGACGGCCACGACCACGGUCACGAUCAUGAUCAUAAUCACGAGCAUGAUCACGACCAUGGCCAUGAAAACUCGUCGGAAGCACUGCUGAAGGUAACCCCGUCAUCAAAGGAUCAGAAGGAAAAUGAUACCAAGGCGGCCAAGUCGAAAUUCCUCCAAGUGAGGAAGAAGAGCGUCGACUGGUCGCAAUACUUCGGCAUCGAUCGAAGGAAGAAGAAAGCUACUUUCAUGGCCGGUCAGGGCACACAGAAUCAAGAUGAUGAGUGGAUGUUGCAACGCUAUUACGAGAACAUGGCGGAAAAUUUCAAGCCAAAAGACGAUGAGAACGAGCGUAAGGACAAACUUGAGCAGAUGGAUUCGAAACUGAAAUACAUCAAAGACUUGAUUAUCGAGGAAGCUUUGAAGUAUGCCAAUUUGGAGGAUGAAGCGGAUCUGCAAAAGGUGAAGGAUAAAUUAAUCUCGAGGAUGGCAGCAGCCUACUCGCUGCAAAAGAUGCGCAAGGCAUUGGGUGAUCUCCGCGACAAUGUUGCAGCGCUGAAGGAAGCGCAAAAGACGCAGAAAGAGGGGCAGAAUUUUACGUCGAAUUUCCGUGAAAACAACGCCAACAAUGCUAACAAUGGCGCCGGAAAUAAAGUUAACGAUAAACGAAGUGACACCGCCAACAAUCUGGACGAUGGAGAAUUUAUCGAGGAACCUAGAAGCUGUCCAGAACUAGACGCGAUCGAGUGGCGGUGCCGUACUGUGGACAACCUGGCCGGCGACACGUCUCGGAUGCUCUACGGUCAUUGCGUGAAGCUGCAGAUCUGCAAAGCUUGCGCACAAGACGAGGAAACUUUACUACCCUGUCUCGCCAACUACGCCGUGGAGGCCGGCAGAGUGUGCGACGCGCUCGACUCCAGGGAGAGAUUGCCGGCGGGCUCGCGACUAGCGGCCGCACGCGACGAGGAGAAGCAGUCGUGCGCGAACGCUGCACUGCUGCUGUCGCAGUUGCAGCCGCCAACCGCAGCGUCCGUGCAGUGCCGCGUGCAGAGUCCACGCGAUUCCUGUCUGCGGCACUAUUACGCGCGGUACGAGCACCGCUACUUGCGAACGUCACCUGUAUACGGUGACGGGCGAGCGCGUCUUCAUCAUGCGGGCGCACUUGACGUGCUGCAGCAAACCAUGUCCGAGCGAUAAAUACGAGGCGAAAACUCCGAUCCGAUUCGCGUCUGUCUCAGUCUGUCCUCAGUCAAAUGCGUCAAAUGCGUACUGCUGGGGCGCCGAUCAUCUGAAUAUUCCGAAUGUCGAUUCUUCCUGAUGAUCGAGUCUUUCCUUUCCUGUCUGAUUCGAUUCCGAGAAUAUGUGUGUGUGUGCGUGCGUGUGUGUACGUGUGAAGAAUAGAUUAUUUUGAUUUAUAAUUUAUAUUUGUAAUUUACGUUCUUUCGCUUGACACGAUCGUUGAUCUGCGGUUAUCCUCGUCUGAUGUGUCCUCAUGCGGAUUAAUCGGUGUAACUAAAGAAUUCUUUGCGGAUUUAUAGAACAAGUAGGUUCAAUUGAAUUAACAGAACGAGCGUACGUCUUGUCAAUUUGCGAGGUGUACUAUUCGUCCGGAUAGCUACCCUAAACUAUGACCUUCCACGACCGAAUAACGAUUAAUGAAUAAUGGAGACAAUAAACGAUGAUUGACAAUUACGACCCGCGACGAGAACCGAUUAUUGCAAAUUGCCCUUGAGACAGGUCGAAAUUCGUCGAACGAGAGUUGGAAUAAACGCCUCGCAGAUAAAGAAGUGUCGCAUGAGAAAAUCAAACGAUAUAAAUAUCUUAUCGGUGUAAAAUAAUUGCUAAAUAUCAUCCCGCAAAUAUCAAAGGAUGUAUUAAUUCCUUCCGCAUGUGCGAGAGAUCGAUUCACGCGAGCUGAUUCCGAGUUAAUGGCUCGCGUGAUCGACGCGAUUGUUUUCCGCACGUGCUCCGUGCGAUUCCACGUUCUUCUCGGAGACGCGCGUUUCCCGGAAAUGCGAUGAUGGAGGGAAAGCGAAUGGAAAAAAAGAGAGAGAAAGGCAGCUACUCAAUUAACCCCUUCGGCGGCAUUGACGCCAUAUGGCGCGAAAAAUGUAUGUGUCCAUGUCGGCAUUGACGCCAUAUGGCGUCCUUGUAUUUUUUUCGAUCGAUUGGGCCGAUCUUCAUAAAACUUAGUACCCAAAAGCUUUUUGGGUCGCUGAAUACGAAUCCAUAGUAAAAAUUUCAAAAUUCAAAAUGACGGAUCCAAUAUGGCGAUCAAAUAUAAUCAUAAAAUCAAAAUUUGUUCGGAAUGUUAUUAAAUCUGAUAUCUAAGGGUUUUUGGGACUGAUGAAUACGAACCUCAGAUCACAAUUCCAAAAUUCAAAAUGGCGGACCCAAUAUUGCGGUCAAAACAGCAAAAUCUAUCUGAGUGUUAUGAAAACUGGUAUCCAAGAAUUUUUUUCAGUCGCUGAAUUUGAGGUACAAAAUUGCAAAAUUCAAAAUGUCGAACCCAAUGAAGUGGCACAAAAUAAAUAAAAACUUGUUUCACUGACUAAGUUUUUGGAUGCAUCGUUCCAAAGAUAGUUUGGGUUCCCAAUUCUAAGAUACAAAUACUUGUCAGUUUUUCAAUUGUUCUUAGAUAGAUUUAGUGUUUUGACCACCAUAUUGGAUCCGCCAUUUUGAAUUAUGAAAUUUUGUAUCAAAUUCGUAUUCAGCGUCUCACAAACUCUUUAGAUACCAGUUUUCAUAACAAAUAGAUAGAUUUUGGUUUUUUGACCGCCAUAUUAUUGGAUCGGCCAUUUUGAAUUAUGAAAUUUUGUACCUCAAAUUCAUAUUUCGCGAGCCAAAAAAUCCCUAAAUACAAGGUGUCUUUAAAAUCCGAUUACUUUUUUUUUGGUGCCACCAGGGGCACAAACAGUGAUAUUCUGUUUGCCGCUGAAGGGGUUAAGCAGCUUCCAACAAAAUCUAUCUUCGUGAUUCUAUAUCUAUCACUGUCUAAUUAUAUCGUACGUUUACGUUGUACGGCGUUACAGAUACGCAGUCUCGAUGUGCGAGUCCUGUAUUCAGAUGUAAUAAAUAUAUUUCAACAUA
Molecule: messenger RNA, 4175 nt
Organism: Ooceraea biroi (clonal raider ant)
Lineage: Eukaryota; Metazoa; Arthropoda; Insecta; Hymenoptera; Formicidae
Source: RefSeq, a predicted model, not a curated record